UUGCAUAACCACGCCAUGCGGCUCGGCCCCGCCCCUCGCCGGCUGCAGCCGCGUCCGGGCGCUGUUUGCUCCCAGUUCCCUCCCAGUGCUCCCAGUAAGAGCCAGACUGGGAGGGAAAGCGCUCCCGAGUCCUGCCCGCUGCUCCCGGGAUCGCUGCCGGGGCCGCGCGGGGCGGGGCCGCUUUGGAACCCCCCCAGGGCAGAGCGCGGCUGCUUUUGGGUGUCGGCACCGCCCGGGCAGGGCUGGGAGCGGAGGAGGAGCGGGAGGAAGAGGAGGGACACAGGAGGAGGAAGAGGAAAGGCAGGAGCGGCAGGAAGAGGCGGAGCGGGAACACGAGGGACAGAGGAGGAGGAGGAGGAAGACGAAAAGCGGGAGGGAUUUCCCGCCCGGGACCCGCAGGUGAGCGGGGAGGGGGAGCUCGCCCCGAAUCCAUCGCGGGGCUCUCCGGGAGGGUUUUUGUGCGGCCCAGGGCGUGUUCGGAUCUUGCAGGAGCCCGAAGCCGAGCCGGAGAUGGCCCUGGAGGGCUCCGGGCAGCAGCCGGAGGGAGAGGCCGCUGUGAGCGGCUCCGCGGCGCAGGAACGAAACGGGGAGGAAAAGCCGCGGAGAUGCCGCACGAGGAGGGGCUGCAAACGCAGAUCUCGGGGCUCCGAGCACGAAAGAUCUACCCCGGGCCGGGGAGGCGGCCGCAGCUCGGAGCUGGGGGUCCCUGAGCAGCCUCAGGAUGGGGAGAAGCCCCACAAGUGCUCGGAGUGUGGGAGGAGAUUCAGGUUCAGAUCCCAACUCAUCGUCCACCAGAGGAGCCACACCGGGGAAAAGCCCUACGAGUGUGACCAGUGCAAGAAGAGGUUUCCCACCAGCUCCCAUCUCCUCCUGCACCAGCGGAUUCACACGGAUGAGAGGCCCUUCCGCUGCCCCGACUGUGGGGUGGGCUUCAGGCAUAACUCGCACCUCGUCACCCACCGGCGCAUCCACACUGGGGAGAGACCCCAUGAAUGUGAGCAGUGUGGGAAGAGCUUCAGCCAGAGCUCCCACCUGAUCAUCCACCAGAGGAUCCACACCGGGGAAAAGCCCUACGAAUGUGGGGAGUGUGGGAAGAGCUUCAGCUGCAGCCCCAACCUCAUCAGACACCAGAGGAUCCACACUGGGGAGAGGCCCUACGAGUGUGACCAGUGCAAGAAGAGGUUUGCCAACAGCUCCCAUCUCCUCCUGCACCAGCGGAUUCACAUGGAUGAGAGGCCCUUCCGCUGCCCCGACUGCGGGAUGGGCUUCAAGCAAAACUCCCACCUCGUCACCCACCAGCUCAUCCACACCAGGGAGAGGCCCCACGAGUGUCCCCAGUGUGGGAAGAGCUUCAGCCACGGCUCUGCCGUGAUCAAACAUCAGAGGAUCCACACGGGGGAACGGCCCUACGAGUGUGGGGAGUGUGGGAAGAGCUUCAGGCACAGCUCUAACCUGGCUGUGCACCAGAUGAUCCACACCGGGGAGAAGCCCUAUGAGUGUGACCAGUGCAAGAAGAGGUUUCACACCAGCUUCAAUCUCCUCCUGCACCAACGCAGUCACACAGAUGAGAGGCCCUUCCGCUGCCCCGACUGCGGGAUGGGCUUCAAGCAAAAGUCCACCCUCGUCACCCACCGGCGCAUCCACACCGGGGAGAGGCCCCACGAGUGUCCCCAGUGUGGCAAGAGCUUCUCCAGGAGCUCCCACCUGAUCAGACACCAGAGGAUCCACACGGGGGAAAAGCCCUACGAGUGUGGGGAGUGUGGGAAGAGCUUCAGCAGGAACUCCAACCUCAUCAAACACCAGAAGAGCCACACCGGGGAGAGGCCCUACGAGUGUGACCAGUGCAAGAAGAGGUUUCCCACCAGCUCCAAACUCCUUCUUCAUCAGCGGAUUCACACAGAUGAGAGGCCCAUCCGCUGCCCCGACUGCGGGAUGGGCUUCCAGCGUAAUGACCACCUCAUCAGGCACCGGCGCAUCCACACCGGGGAGAGACCCUACAAGUGUGAGCAGUGUGGGAAGAGCUUCAGCCAGAGCUCCCACCUGACGCUCCACCAGAGGAGCCACACGGGAGAGAGGCCCUACGAGUGUGACCAGUGUGAGAAGAGGUUUCCCACCAGCUCCAAACUCCUCGUGCACCAGCGGAUUCACACUGGGGAGAAGCCCCACAAGUGCUCGGAGUGUGGGAAGAGCUUCAGGUGGAGAUCUGAACUGACCAAACACCAGAAAAUCCACACGGGGGAGAAGCCCCACAAAUGCUCGGAGUGUGGGAAGAGCUUCAGGCGGAGAUCCCAACUCAUCGUCCACCAGAUGAUCCACACUGGGGAGAGGCCCUACGAGUGUGAUCAAUGCAAGAAGAGGUUUCAGACGAGCUCCAAGCUCCUCGUGCACCAGCGGGUUCACACGGAUGAGAGGCCCUUCCGCUGCCCCGACUGUGGGGUGGGCUUCAGGCAUAACUCCACCCUCAUCACCCACCGGCGCAUCCACACUGGGGAGAGGCCCUACAUGUGUGAGCAGUGUGGGAAGAGCUGCAGCCAGCGUUCCCACCUGAUCACACACCAGAGGAUCCACACGGGAGAACGGCCCUACGAGUGUGGGGAGUGUGGGAAGAGCUUCAGCACGAGCUCUAGCCUCACUCUGCACCAGAGGAGCCACACUGGGGAGAGACCCUACGAGUGUGACCAGUGCAAGAAGAGGUUUCCCACCAGCUCCCGUCUCCUCCAGCACCAGCGCAUUCACACGGAUGAGAGGCCCUUCCGCUGCCCUGACUGCGGGAUGGGCUUCAAGCACAACUCCAACCUCAUCAACCACCAUCGCAUCCACACCGGGGAGAGGCCCCACGAGUGUGAGCAGUGUGGGAAGAGCUUCAGGCAGACGACCACCCUGAUUGCCCACAAGAGGACCCACACGGACGAACGGCCCUACGAGUGUGGGGAGUGUGGGAAGAGCUUCAGCCAGAGAUCUACCCUGACUCUGCACCAGAGGAGCCACACUGGGGAGAGACCCUACGAGUGUGACCAGUGCAAGAAGAGGUUUCCCACCAGCUCCCGUCUCCUCCAGCACCAGCGGAUUCACACGGAUGAGAAGCCCUUCCGCUGCCCCGACUGUGGGAUGGGCUUCAAGCACAACUCCACCCUCAUCAGGCACCGGCGCAUCCACACCGGGGAGAGGCCCCACGAGUGUCCCCAGUGUCGGAAGAGCUUCUCUAGAAGUUCUCACUUGACCCAACACCAACGGAGCCAGCACUGAGGGAAGCCCUGUGAGUGCCCCGAGUGCAGGAAGAGCUUCGUGCGCUGCUCCAGCUCCAUCCCCAAUGGGAGGAUCCCCAGUGACCCCCGGUGGGCAGAGCCCCGGUGAUCCGCGGUGCCGGUGAUCCGUGUUGGGCACACACCUGGCUGGGGGCUGCAAAUCCUCCUGGCUCCCCGUGGCCUGGAUUUCUUUUUCAUUUCUGUUUAUCUUUCCAAAGCCCUCAACAAUGGGGUAAAAAUAAAAAUUUUGACGAAGACCUGGAUGGGGACAUGGGGGAAUUUUCCAGGGGAUAUGAGGGCUGCUGGGUUCAAGGGACCUGAGGAUUCUUGGCAGUGACUUGGGGGUUUCUCAGGGCUUUGUGCUCCCCAGGCUGAGCAGCUCCAGCUGCGCUGGGAGAACCUGGUGGAGGUUCUGGGGCAGCUGAUCAAGGGCCCCCUGCCCUGGGACUGUCCCCCUGUUCCUGGUGUCCCCUUUCCAGGAUCUCCCUUUUCCCACUGUCACUCCUCUUGCCUGUUCCUGUGUCACCCCACUCCUGGUCCUGUCCUGCUCUCAUCCCAGUCCCCAUCUCUUUCCCGCUCUCAUUCCCUGUCCCGUAGUCUCUGUCUGGUUUCAGCUCCCACAUUCCCAGUCCCAUAUUCCCUGCCCUGUUUCUGUUCUCAUAUUCCCCAUCCUGCUGCAGGUCCUGGAUUUCCAUUGCUUUUUUCUCUGUCCUGUUCCCAUAUUCCCAUUCCUAGUCCUGCUCCUGUAUUCCUGUUUCUGACAGUGGCCCCUCUUCCUAAUCCCCAGCCCAUAUUCUCUCUCCACUUCUUGCUCCUAUAUUAUUUCCUGUCCAAUUUGCACAUUCCCCUGCCUGGUCCCAUUCCUGGUCUCAGUCCUGAACUACCUGUCCCAUUCCGGUAUUCCCGUUCCCGUUGCUGCUCGCUGUCCCCAUUCCCUGGAUCAUUCCCAGUCCCUGUCACCUAUUUCCAGUCCUGUUCUCAGGCCCUGUCCUCAUUCCCAGGUCCUGUCCCCAUUCCUGGUUGUGUCCCGUAUUCCCUGUCCCAUUCUUGGGCCCAGUCCCCAUUCCCAGUAUCCUUCCCAGUGCCUGUCUCCUAUUUCCAUGUCCAUUCCCAGUGCCUGUCCAUGCUCCGAAUCCCUGUCCACACUCACGGUCCUUUCCCUGUGGCAUUUCCAGUCUUGUCCCUGUUCCCUGUCCGUAUUCCCGGUACCUGUCCCCAUUCGCAGUCCUGUCUGGUAUUCCAGGUUCAAUUUCGGUGACAUUCGCUAUUUUUAUACCCAUUGCCAAAUUCUAAAACCCUGUCCCCAUUCCCGCUCCCUGUCCCCAUUCCCUUUCCCC
Molecule: messenger RNA, 4582 nt
Organism: Prinia subflava (tawny-flanked prinia)
Lineage: Eukaryota; Metazoa; Chordata; Aves; Passeriformes; Cisticolidae
Product: zinc finger protein 501-like
Exons: 2
Coding region: 16-3246 (1076 amino acids)
Biological process (GO): regulation of transcription by RNA polymerase II
Molecular function (GO): RNA polymerase II cis-regulatory region sequence-specific DNA binding; DNA-binding transcription factor activity, RNA polymerase II-specific
Source: RefSeq, a predicted model, not a curated record